GUCCGAAAUAAAUCUGAUAGCAUCAACACUAUGGGGUUAGAGAUUGACCCCAAGUGGUCAAUUUCUGGUAUCAGAUCACAGGGUUUUGUUUACAAUGGUCGUGUAGUUACAACAUACCUGCACAAACAAAGGUAUUCUUUCACUGAAAUGGAAUGUACAUGGCUGUGCUUUUUAAUCCUCCUGAUUUUAAACUUGUUGGAAUAUUUGGAAAGCUCGGAGAACUUGUCUCGGAGAGGUUCUGCAGUGACGUCACAAAGCAGUAACUAUAUAGAGAAUAAAUUCCUUGCGUACAACGCAGUUGAUGGCAACAAAAGCACAUUUUCCUUGACGGCUCGUCAUCAAGAGGAAGCGUGGCUUCAGGUCGAUCUUGGUUUUACAGCUCGUAUACAGGAAGUCGAAUUAUUACACCGGUAUGACGUCACGUUCUAUCGCCCACUGAGGUUCCACAUCAUCGUAUCCAAUGUCUCCAACUUCCGGUUUGGAACUUCCUGUCUCUUUGAUACAGUAAAUAUUAUCCCGAAUCCUGUCACCAUACCAUGCGUUCUGACAGGAAGAUAUGUGACAGUCUACAACAAUAAGUCGACUCCGGUAGGUGUCGUCACCUCCGAGGCGUUUGUAGAACUGAUAGAGUUUCGAGUUUCCGGCUGUGAGGAAAACAGAUUUGGUCAUAAUUCUUGUCUAGAAAAUUGCCAUUGCGCAUUUGGCGGCUGUAACUCUGACAAUGGUGUGUGUGACGUACCCGGAUGUACAGCUGGUUACAAAGGACCAACAUGCAGCCAGGGCUGUGACAGUAAUUCCUAUGGCCCGGACUGUAACCACACGUGCCACUGCUUGACCCCUGGAUGUGAACUUGUUAUCGGAUUGUGUAACAAACCCGGAUGUGAAAUUGGCUACGUUGGUCCAGCAUGUGAUAUGGCUUGCAUGGAAACCUACUUUGGAGAGAACUGUAAACAGACAUGCCACUGUGAGGUGCCGGGGUGUCACCGUGUCACUGGAAUCUGCUACACGCCCGGAUGUAAAAUGGGUUAUACUGGGCAGACCUGCAGUGAUGGAUGUGAGCGUCACCGAUUUGGACGUAACUGUGAAAACACGUGUCACUGUGCUACUACCGGAUGUGAUGACGGUACGGGAGUCUGUGGUGAAGCAGGCUGUAUACACGGAUACACUGGGAAAUCGUGUAACAAAUCUGCCCUUGAGAACGGCUCACCUCAGCAAUCCCGGAUAACGUUUGAGUUCAUCAUCAUCGUCAUGGGAAUGUGUCUUGCUAUCUUUCUCAUUAUCAUCCUGUGUAUAACCGUCUGUGUCAGGAGAAGGAAGAAACGCCCUCCGUACGAUCAGUACGCCAGAACCACGAUGGCCUACCCAGCUUUCCAACAACAACACAGAUACACGGAAACGUGAAACAUCGAAAAAUCAGAAUGGAGCAUUAUGUCGAGAUCAUCACAUCAAUGAAAAUGUGGCAUGCCUAUACUCUUAUAGACCAGGCAAUUUCCCAGGCAAUGCUGCCAAUAAAGAUCCAGUCUGUAUUUGCUAAGUGCUACAUGCAUUACAUGGUUAUUUUCCGCGUUUCAAGACCUUUGGAACUGAAUUCUUCUGGAUAGUAAAUAGAGAUGACGCAUUGAAAGUCACGUAAUACCACCAAGAUUAUUUACUUCAUUUCAGCACGAGACAACUUUGUGUAUCCGUUAACACUUUAACCUUGUAAUAUCACUCAAAAUUGACAAGUGCUAUAUAAAACAGAAUUAUUUUACGAGAAUCACAAGUACUAGAAUAGCUGUGAGGGCAUCGCUUCCACCUGGUGUAUCUUCAAUACCCUGUUCAUUGGGGGUUUGAUACUCGUUGAUCAUUCGUCUUAUUAAGUUAACUGGGUGCAAACAUCCCUUCAAGUACAAAGAUAACAUGCCUAUAUCAAAGUAUUUGUAGUUGAUACAGGAAACGGCAGAAUUCAUUAGAUAUUAUAUUGCCAUUCAAUUUUAGAGCAAACAAAUGUUAUUGAGUUUUGUCAAAGGGUUUAAGCAUCAGCUUAUACUAAUUUAGACCUUUCCAAGUGUUAUGACAUAAUUUUUUAGUAGUUUGUAUUAAUAGUCAGUCUAAUAAAAAUACAGAUACUCGAUAUACAGUACGCAUGGACACGAUUAUUGUUGAGUGAGGGCAUUUUAUGGAUGGAUUAGUAACCAUAUAUAAUAUGGGAGACAACUCCAGUGUAACUUGAUUUAUACGCCAGUCAAAUGACGCGAGUAUUAUUGUAUGACGUCCUAAAAUAAAUAAAUAUUAUUGACAAUAAUUGAUAUUUUCUAUAUAUGUAUAUAUAUACUUACCGGACACUGAGAACAAGAAAAAUUAGAAUUUUACAUUAAACCUGUUGGGUAUACAUGUUCAGAUAUAUUUUCAGGGGGUUCAAAUUACAGCAAUAUUUUCGACAGUAAUAGGGUCGCUACAAAAGUAGCAAUCAUCUUGUACGAAAGGUACCGUAUACAUUGCAUAGCUUGCUACCAUUAACAUAUGGUUUCCAUGGUCUUCAGUUAUACCCAUUUGUGUUCAUUUCUUUUGUAUUUGAAUUAUUCUACAAAUUUUAUAAUAUGUACAAUGUAAAUUAAAAACUAAAAUCAAAUAUUGUGU
Pecten maximus is the source of this 2619-nucleotide messenger RNA. RefSeq lists its product as uncharacterized. The coding region runs from base 31 to 1401 and encodes 456 amino acids. NCBI's taxonomy places the organism in Eukaryota, Metazoa, Mollusca, Bivalvia, Pectinida, Pectinidae. The record is from RefSeq and is a predicted model, not a curated record. Gene Ontology annotation, molecular function: scavenger receptor activity. The transcript is spliced from 10 exons.